Messenger RNA from Coregonus clupeaformis (lake whitefish), 2663 nucleotides. RefSeq names its product lymphocyte specific protein 1 a (gene lsp1a). The record is from RefSeq and is a predicted model, not a curated record. Lineage: Eukaryota; Metazoa; Chordata; Actinopteri; Salmoniformes; Salmonidae. The transcript has 13 exons. Bases 374 to 2173 code for a protein of 599 amino acids.
GAGAGGAGGAGGAGAGAGGGAGAGAGGAGGAGGGUGACGGGGGCAGUGACUGAAACCUGUCUCUGUGAGAGGAAAGAGAGUGCUGCUCUGAGCUUUCCUCACAUUUUCAACAGGCUGCGUGGGGGCCAGGAUCUAAGAGACGAGGGAGCCCUGGGAGUGUGUGUUUGUGUGUGUAGGUCAGAGAGUGUGUGUGCCUUCCCGUCUGAGGGAGAAAAGAGGAGUACAGAGAUCUGUCAUAUAGAAACCUCAUCACUGGCCGUUGGGCUCAGGACUGGAAGAGACAGAGAGGUUCUGUCAUUCUGUUGGAAGAAGAGGAGCUACACUUGUGAUAUUUUUAUUCUGAUAAAGAGGGCCAGAAGAGGAGAAAGGAGACAUGUCACAUGCUAUCCUGAGAAGAAACUCCAGUAAGCAAGGUUUGCAGAACCUCUUGAAAAUAACCGCCCAGAGGAGCGUCGAGGAUGCAGAGGAGGUGGAGCGAGAGCGUCGGCGGAGGGCCCGGGAGUCCUUCCGCAGUAUGGGCAGCAGCAGCACCUCGGGCCCCGGAGGCCCCUCACUGGACAAUGGGGCCCUGGCGGAGGAUGGCCUAUAUGAGAGUGAUCUGAAGCCCAGCAGCAACUCUCCCUCUAUGGAGGAGGACGAGGGCUUCAGUGACUGGACACAGCGGCUGGAGAGACGCAGGCAGCAGGCCCAACGUAUGGAGGAGCUCAGUCAGGCCACAGAGGAGCAGGACCAGAGGCCCCUGAAUGGUGCCGCAAAGCCCCCCACACCAUAUACCCUCUCUGUCUCAGCCACCCCCACCUCAUCCACCCCCACCACAUCCACCCCCACCACAUCCACCUCUCGCCUGCAGAGAUGGCACAAGGCAGAAGCGGAGGAUGAAGAGGAGAAGAGGUGGGAAAGAAAGGAAAGUGAGAGGAAAGGGAGGGAGCAAGAGGAGGAGGUGGUUAGAGAAGAGAGGGAGAGAGACAAGGAGGCAGAGAAACAGAGGCAGGAGCAGAUGAGAGUGCUGAAGAAGAGACAGGAGGACCAAAGACCAGAUGCUGAGAAGGAGGUGAAAGAGAAGAGAAAAGAGGUGAAGGUCUCGUACACAUCCAAAGUCGUUCUGCAUACAGAGACAAAGCCUGGCAACGCCAACGGAGACGCAGCUGGGGAGAAAGUGACAUCAUACAUUGCCAAAACCAAAUUAAGGGCUCCCAGGGCUGUGGUACAAGUGGCAGCGGCAGAGGCUGAGGAGGAGGCCAUCUUGGAGACAGAGGCCAAGCUGGAGAAGAUCCGACGGAGCCACGCGGAGAAGGAGAACCAGGAGCUUGAGCAGCUCAGAUACAAGCAGGUUGAGGCCGAGCAGGAGCUGGAGGCGCUGAAGAGCAGGAGGGAGGAGAGACGCCAGGUCAGGAAGGAGGAGGAGCGCAGGAGCAGGGAGGAGGAGCAACAGCGUCUAGCCAAGGAGGAGGAGGAGAAGAGGAGGAUGAAGGAGGACAUAGAGAGGAGGAGGAUGGAGGCAGCAGAGAGGAUGAAGAGCCUCAGUACCUCCAGCGUGGACGGAGAUGAGAUGUUUAGCCCGCUCAGUCCCAAAGGCUCCAUCUACAAGAUCACAGAGAGAACGGAAUCCUUGAACCGAUCCCUAAAGAAAAGCAACAGCUUCAAGAAGACACAGCCCCCUGUUCUCCUCACCAAGAUCGAUGACAGGCUGGAGCAAUACACCACCGCCAUCGAGUACUCCCAGGAGGUCAAGGCAGCCAAACAGGGCCUGAUGGACAUUCCCAUGUCGCCUGAGGCAGUGUCCUCCAAGAAGAAUUUGUUUGAGGCUGGAGAGGCCUGGAACCAGUGCCCGACCAAAGGCACACCAACCAAGGAUGCUGAGAGUCUGAAGGUGGGCGUGGCGGACAUGAUCACCCAGUGGGUGAAGGGGAACCCAGAUGGCACCAGCAGCAGUUCCCCAUCAAGACCAGCUGAUGUAAAAGCUGGUGACGUGAUGCAGAAAAAGAACAUGUGGGAGAUCAUUGGAGAAACAUCCCCUGGGAGUUCAGGAGCAGGAGCAAAGGGCAAUCCAUCUGGUAAAAAGUACAAAUUUGUGAUGACUGCUCAUGGCAAAUAUGAGAAAAUUCCUGUUGAUGAUGAAAAUAUGGAUGGAUACACCAAUGGAAAAGCAGACCUAUGCCAUGGUGAAUAUUGAAAUACAAAUGUUGGUGGCAAAGACUUUCUAUUCAAGAUGGUAUGGACUUCAACAACUUCGGUCACCUUGUCAGCAAACCCUGUGGUGAUAUCCUGCAGUAGCACUUGUUAUGAAAACAAUAUAAUUCACAGUUUAUACCUUUCCUACCACCUUCAGUAGGUAACUUUUGAGAACUUCUUAAAUGGUUAGUUGUUGCUUUGUUUUGUUCUAUGUACUCACUUUGAACAAAGCAAUGAGAACUCCCCAAUUCAAUUUAAUCUUCAGACAUAUAUUUGCUUACUUGUCAAAAGUAUCUUUCACAUAUGUUUAUGUAUAUAUGAAUAUGUUUUUUUACUUACUUUUACUUUAUAUAUUUUUUCAUUUUAUGCCAUUGAAAAGUUUUAGGUGAAUGCAUUUACAUGUACUGUACAUGUAUGUUGGAAAUUAUGCAGAAAGUAACAUAAAACCAAAACCUAAGCUUGGAAUUUGAAAUGGUAACUCUUGUAAAAUG